This is a messenger RNA of Cladophialophora immunda, 2106 nucleotides long. RefSeq lists its product as uncharacterized. NCBI's taxonomy places the organism in Eukaryota, Fungi, Ascomycota, Eurotiomycetes, Chaetothyriales, Herpotrichiellaceae. Gene Ontology annotation, cellular component: cytoplasm; nucleus. Gene Ontology annotation, molecular function: poly(A) binding; metal ion binding. Bases 241 to 1848 code for a protein of 535 amino acids. The transcript has 2 exons. Gene Ontology annotation, biological process: regulation of mRNA stability. The record is from RefSeq and is a predicted model, not a curated record.
CCCGAUCUCAUCCUAGGACCUUGCGCGCAUUUGUCACUCUAUCCAAAUUAACGAGAGGCUCGCUCAGAUAAUCUCGACAUCUCCAAGGAUCGCUCGACAAGGUGUAACAAAGGACUCUUCUGCCAUUGUGCCGCAACCACCGCAAAGGCGCGAUCUCUCUACCUACUCGACCCUCCCAGUGAGGCGAAUCUCCUUCUCCCCGCCCUGUACAUACAUCUAUCGGAUCCUCUUUCCUAUACAAUGUCAACUAUCGCGCUCGAGACGCCGCUGGCCGAAGCGCUCAGCAGCGCUGUGCACUCCAAGAUUGUGGAAGAAGGCUGGACACAAGAUGACGACACCUCGUUAGCCGAAUAUAUCGUCCUCAUGCUUGCCAACGGCAAGACCCAGAAUCAAAUCGCAUCAGAGCUUGCUGGCGAGCUAUUGCAGGAUGCGAAAGGAACGACCGAAUUCGCGCAAUGGCUGUUCGAUCAAGUCAAUCUUUUGUCUGGCGGUGCAGCAGUUUCUGAUCCGGCUGCUACAUCACAGCCAUCAGAUCAAUCGCUACAGGGCGCCGCACCCACUUCGCAAUCUCUGGGCACUGCAGAGAAUGGAAAUUCUUCAAUACCCGCCGCAUAUGACAUGGACAUGGUUGAUAAUGCACCUGAAAAUGCACCUCGAGGCCCUAAAGGCUUACACGGCGGCCGACCUGUCGGUAGGGGUGGGCGAGGCGGCGCAAUCAACAAGUCCGGCGAUUCAGCUUUACACCGAGUCCGUGGCAGCGACCGAAUAAACUCUCACGGCAACAUGCGCGGUGCGCCGAAAGGACCGCGCAACAUCCAGAACAGAGAUGUGCGCCCUGGCAUGCAAAAAGCGCUGAAUAUGGGCAUGACCGGUUCUGCUCAAGGGAUGCAGAACCCGAUGAUGAUGAACGGCGCACAACAAGGUCAAGGGAUGAUGCAGAUGACCCCGCAGCAACAGAUGGAAUUUAUGGCUAUGAUGGAACAACAGACGCGCAUGCUGGCACAGUUUACUGGAAUGAUGCCAGGAGCGCCGAACCCUGCAUUCUCACAAGGCGCCAACCAGUCGAACAAUCAAGGUCGGUCCUUGUUUGAUAGAGUCGAGCCCGGGCGUGGCCGCGGAGGUGGUCGGGGUCGGGGUCGAGGAGGCAACAGCCAGAAUGGCCACAUCAAGUCUCCUACGAAAGCAAGCGACCAAGACACGGCCAUGGAAGGCGAUGGUCAGACGCCCGCCGCCGAAGCAUCUACGACAGAUGCGCAGACGACCAGUGAGGGUGAACGAAAACCACAGGAUCCGGCCAACACCAUGUGCCACUUCAACCUUCGCUGUACCAACAAAGACUGCCCAUAUGUCCACCAAUCUCCCGCUGCGCCCGAGGGAACCAUCGUUGACAUGUCCGAGACAUGCACAUUCGGUCCUGCGUGCAAGAAUUCGAAGUGUGUUGGAAAGCAUCCUUCUCCGGCGCAAGUCAGGGCAUUCCAGGCACAAGAGCUAUGCAAGUUCUUUCCCAAUUGCACCAAGCCCAACUGUCCUUUUAAGCACCCGACAAUGCCCUUGUGCAGGUUUGGAGCCCAAUGCAAGACUCCCAAUUGUCCGUUUACCCACUUGCAGGUACCCUGCCGCUUCAACCCGUGCACGAACCUGAGAUGUCCGUACAAGCAUGAACCUGGACAGCAGAAGACGACUAAUUUCGCCGAUUACACCUGGACACCGGAUAAGCAGGCCGAACAGGACGCAAGCAAGGAACAUGUCAGUGACAGGAAGUUUGUGGAUGAUCAAGCUGGAGAGGAGGAACUCAUCAAGCCAGAGACAAGUACAGAAACACAGAUACGCGAGGAAGUGAUUACCUAAGGGAGGUAACCAGCUGAACGAAGGAUAUUGGAAGGAUAGAACAUGGUUGGGAAGGCAAGCUGAUGCUUCGUCGUCGGCCGAAUGUAUUUGUACAUUAUGAACUCAAAGCAUACCAGCCGUCACCUGUGCUAGGCUGACUGGGCUUCUGAUAAUGAUGGAUCAGAGACGGCAUUGACGCCGACGGGUUUGAAAUCAAAAACAAACGUUCCGGGGUUGCACGCGCAUUGGGUUUGACUCUAUAUCUACGUCCUGUCUGUC